Molecule: messenger RNA, 3322 nt
Organism: Physcomitrium patens
Lineage: Eukaryota; Viridiplantae; Streptophyta; Bryopsida; Funariales; Funariaceae
Source: RefSeq, a predicted model, not a curated record
GCCCAUUUGAAUGUCGAAGGACCUCCAUCAGUAGCUCGGUUCUCGAUCCCACACUAUACGAAACGCACAAGGCGCUGGAGUACUCUGUAGCUUUGUGAGCGAUCGGGCGCUGAAUCCGACACAGACGCCGAGGUCACUGUCAUCUGAAGCUUGAACUUCGGCGUCCAAGAGGAUGACAUUUUCAAGUGCCGGGAUCAUCAUUUGUGGGGCUCGGUCAACCCCAUGCAAGAUACGAGUUUUCUAUGUGGGUUUUGUACUUCGUGGUCUUCUCGCCGCACUUCAAUCAAUUUGCUUAUAGAGAUGCGAGUGGAGUCCCCACCGGUCCUGCACACCUCAGCCUGUCCCGCAGCUUUCCUCCCUCGCAUCCCAGUCAUUGGGUUCUCUCCAGGUUUUCGGCUCCAUGAUUGCCGUUUAUCUCCGCUGGUCCUUGACUGGAGCUGGAAGGUAAGUGCGAGCCUUGGACGUUCGAGUAGUGAUAUCCUGCAGUAUCUGAUUCUACACAGUUUGAUGCUUUGAUUUUUGGUUUCAAUCUAGUGUGUUGGUAUUCUUUGAGAUUCAACUAGACAGAGGUUCGUCUACGUUGCAUGUAGGUCUCCAGGCCAUCCUGAUUCCGUGCAAAGUCUGCUUGCCUCUCGGCUCUUUUAGUCUUCGCGGGUUUAGUGAAGGUUUGCUUCUUCUCCGCAGUCUGAGCGUUCAGUAAUAUGUAGAGGUUGAGCUGUUGGAGCAGUUAGUAAUGCUGUCUUCGUAAUUGCGCUUUAAUUUAGCUACUCUUUUUCGAAACGAGACUCUCCUAAUGCAGGACGAAACUAGAGCAGAUUCGUCCUCACCAUAUGGCUGAGUGCAGCCUCUGUUGAACGUUUCCUUCCCCUUCAUGCUCGUCGUGGUGAUGGCCUGAUACCUCCUUCUGUGAGCUCUACAAUCAUCGCUCUCACAUUCCCGUCUAACAAGAAUUCAAGCGGAGCUCUAAUCUCAAGAGUCCACGACAAGUUUUUCCCCUUCACGUAAUCUACAAUUAUUAAGGCCUGUCAAGUUUCGAGUGCUGCAAUUCAACUAGUUAUGGAACGCGAGACCGAACUAACUCAGUCAUGGAACUCUGAGAUCACACGCGUGGACGAAAAUGGAGGGGUGCUCCAAGGCAUACCCCUUCUUGUGGGCGGGGAAAUGCGAACCUUCAGCUUGCCUGCACCCCUCGAUGAUGACGGAACCGAUGUCUCUCUCAAGGAUUGGCAAGUAGGUCCCGGAGGUAACUCCACGGACCGCGAGCGCAGGGGAGUUUACCCCAUCAAACCAUUCAAAGGCAGCGUACGCAUGCGGUUCACACCGAUGGAGCCUAGGCUAGAUGAGGAUCAAUAUAGUUCUCAGGGGCAGUCCUCGCCCGAGCUCUUCGAAACCCCCACGACGCCCCGCACACCGCGAGCAUCGUCAACUGGAACACGGAGCAACUCAGCCUCGCCGACGAAGUCUUUCCGGCAUCAGGGAAACCCACCUGGAAUUAAUUUUCAGUCGCUGCAACCAGAAACUCCAUCUGGAGAAUCUGAUUUUUCGCCAAACAGGGAUGCUCACCACCAACAGCAGAACAUCACCUCAAUUGACGUCAGCGAGACUUCUUCCCCUCGAACGUCGGGAAUGGCAUUCGAUGCCUGCAUUGAUGGAAUAAGUCCAGACGAAGUAACACCCGAGAACGCCAAUCUCCGCUGCCGAUCACAGCGCGGAAGCUCACGGGGGAAUUCAUUGCGGGUCUCUUUUGUGGAGAAGACCGAGGUUGCACCUGAGCCACGUCCAAGCCCCCCGAUAAAGAUUCGACACACGUUGAAGAGUAGGUCGCUUCGGGAGCCAAAGGAGGUGAAGAUCUCGCAACCGAAAUGGGAAAGCUCCACCAAGAUCAGCUCCCACCCGACACCCUCUCCAACGCCGAAGCCGACUGUGCAUGCACCUAAGCAUGGGGUGCGACCACGGAAAUCAUCAACUCCUGGUGCCAAACCUCGAGCGCACUCUCAGCCAACCCCUGAGAUUGUGCCAGAGCCUCACAGCAAUCUCUACUCGUCGGCGGGGAGAAGCUUUGGCUCGCAGCGUCACUCGAGAAGGUCCCCAGACUCCCAGCACUUCAGCGGUGAGAGCGACAAGCUGUAUGACUCGUCGUCUCAGGAGCUGGGAACCUCCUCAAACGAAUCUGGUCGAGAGAAUGUGACGAGCUUGAAACCCAAUUCGCCGUCCUAUCGCGUCCGAAGCAAUCGCAAGCAGCAGAAUGGCCGUCAACAAGUGGACGACCCAGAUGAGGAUACGAAGGGGGUGAUGUGCGGCGGCGGAUUUGGUGACACCAAACUCAGCGCCGAGUUUGUUCGCCUUCUGAGCAAGCUCUGCCGCGUAUCGAUUCCCUCGCCGAAACAACCCGAUUGUUUAAAACCGGCGCUUCAGCAAAGAGGACGCAGUCUUGAGAAGAGCAACUCAAUGCCAGUUAAAUGGGAUCAGGCGAAGGAUGUCUCGCCCAUGCGGGAAAAUUACGCUGUGAUUGGGCGCCGUGACAGCCUGAGGCUACUGUCCGAGCGAUGCUCGACUGCGCCGGCGCCUACUUACAGUGUGGACAAGCCUCGCAAGAUUCGAACGCACGGGCCUCACAUCCACUUCUACAAAUCCAUCUCCAAGAAUCUCGACCUCAAACUGAGGAGCUAGGACGGUGAUGGCGAGACUCAAGUAAUCUCGGUGCUUGCUCAAAUGGGUACUACGCAAGAAAGCCCGUCAAUAAACAGCCAAAUUCAGCAACCGAAAUGGAUGCUUAAGGUGUAGUCACUCAUUGGACUUAUCUACAACUUCGUCAUUUGGAGGCGGCCAGAUAUGUCUUGAAGCAUCAUAUAUCAUGUCAUACAAUCCAUAAACAAAAAAGAGUGACGUGUACAUAUAUUCCCUGGUGAGGCGCCCCCUCAAACAUGUUAAUCUCAGUUGUGAUCGCUGAAUCCGUUUUCUUUGAUGAGUCUAAAGAAAACAAAUUCUGUUUUGAUCCUCCAUGAGAACCCAUUUCUCAUAAGAGAGGCUUCCUGCAGACUAGCUGCAAUAUCGGUGUAUAAAUUAUAUAGGAAUCUGUAAGCUGGAGAGAGGCUUACAGAUUAGAGUUGGAUUAGGGUUACAAGCCCCUUUGAACUGCACUUGGUUUAGGGUUUCGGAGGACGCUUCAGUCGUUGUAUUCUACUUUCUGGGACAAACUGAAAAUAUGUUUGUUCAAAAUUCUACCAAUCAUUCUCGAAUGGGUGUUCUUGUAAACGUUUUUUUUGUAAGACUGAUUCAAUCUUAGAAAGAAUAAAUUAUGGCUUUGGAGGUUUUGGUCUAA